Messenger RNA from Carya illinoinensis, 3000 nucleotides. Its product is annotated as probable disease resistance protein At5g66900. Gene Ontology annotation, molecular function: ADP binding. The coding region runs from base 411 to 2531 and encodes 706 amino acids. Gene Ontology annotation, biological process: defense response to fungus. The record is from RefSeq and is a predicted model, not a curated record. Lineage: Eukaryota; Viridiplantae; Streptophyta; Magnoliopsida; Fagales; Juglandaceae. The transcript is spliced from 5 exons.
GUCGUCUACUGAACGACCUAAGUCAAUGCACUCAAACUCGGAAACUUCGAGGUUCAUGGGAUGAAAUUUACAUGCUUUCUCAAUUCCAAAAUAGUAAUAAUAAUCGAUUUCUUUUGCCUUUUCCUCCCUUCCAAUUCUUUUCCACGAACUGACCCAUGUUCUUCUUUAUUUAUCUCAAAUAGCUUUAUUCAUGAGUUUCUGCUUUGUUUACUCAUCAGAACAAAGAAGAUGGGAGGAAAUUUAAGGAGAUUGAUAAAAAAGAGUUGGUUACAGCUUUUGAGCUUAAUACUUUAGCAGAUCUGUGUUCGUCUUUAUUUUUCUUGGGUGUCCGAGUGUUUGUGUACAAAAUCCUUUCGGUUCUUUGAUUUCUUCCCGAUUUGGAGUUUUGGGUUUUAUUGCGCAGCCAAGUUAUGGCAUCCGUAGUUGUUGCAAACGCCGCUCUGGGUGGAGCAUUUGAAAGGGUAUUUUCAUUGUUGUAUGAAGCAGUUACGGAUGUGAUAAACAAAACCCGCAUGUACGAAUCCAUUCUCGAACGGCUCAAAGACAGGCUAGAUCUUAUGCGCCCUCUGGUUGCCGAGAUGGUAUUGUCAAACAGGGAACGGGAUCUCUCAGAAGAGCGAACAAAGCGCUUGAUCGAACGGAUGGUGAAGGGCGAGAAGCGCGUUAGGAAGUACUCCCAGCUCUCAUGGUGGAAAUACCUCAUGCGGUUCCAUUAUGCGAAAAAACUUAUUCAGUUGGAAAAAGACCUCAGCGGGUUCUUUAAAGUUGAGCUACCGGCUUGGAAUGCGAUGAAUGUGUUGGAGUCUGUGAAGGAUAUAAAGGAUAUUAGUCAGCGACUUAGUCGGCGACUGAGUUUGACCCGGCUGAAUAGUGUUCCGUCGUGCGUGGUUCCUCGAUUGCGUACUGAUUUUGUAAUUGGGUUGGAUGUGCCUUUGAAGGAGUUGAAAAAGCAGCUUCUUGCGGUGGAGGUGUCACUGCUUGUCUUGACUGCUCCCGGAGGAUGCGGGAAGACCACUUUGGUGAAAAUGCUUGGUCACGAUGACGACAUUAAAGGCAUAUAUGAGGAGAAUAUUUUCUUUGUCCCCGUCUCAAAAACUCCAAACCUGAAGGUCAUUAUACAAAAACUACUCGGCAAGGAUGAUCUGUCGCCUGCGUUUCAAAGUGAUGAGGAUGCAAUCGACCAGCUGGAACAAACGCUGCUAGAUCUAGUUAGGCAAAACAAACCUAUAUUGCUGAUCCUGGAUGAUGUUUGGCCUGGAUCGGAAUCCCUUCUAGAGAAAUUUGCGUUUGGUUUGCCUAAUUACAAGAUUCUAGUGACUUCAAGAACUGCCUUUCCAAGAUUUAGCUUCACAUAUAAGUUAAAACCAUUAAAUGAUGAUGAUGCAAUGGAACUCUUUUGUCAUUCAGCAGGCCUGCAAGAUAGUAGCUCCUCUUACAUUCCAGAUGGAGAAAUGGUUCAAAAGAUAGUGAAAGGCUGUGGGGGGUUUCCACUGGCCCUUAAAGUGGUUGGAAAAUCACUCUUUGGGAAGUCUGCAGUGACCUGGCACCUUAGAGUGGCGAAAUGGUCUCAUGGUUUUUCUAUCCUUGAUACUGAUAUUGACAGUGACCUGCUUGAGUGUCUUCAAAGCAGUCUAGAAUUCAAAGGUCAUGAGAUGAUCCUGAGGGAGUGUUUCAUGGACUUGGGUUCGUUUCCUGAGGACCAAAAGAUCCCUGUUGCUGCUCUCAUUGAUAUGUGGUCAGAACUAUAUGAACUAGUUGAAGAUGGCAUCCAUGUAAUUGCCAAUCUACAUGAAAUCAACACCCGGAAUCUAGCUAAUCUAGUGGUCACAAGGCAGGAUGCAGGUCUGGUUGGGAGCUACUCCAAUGAAGACUUCGUCUUACAACAUGAUCUUUUUAGAGAGCUAGCUAUCCAUCAAUGUAGCCAGGAGCCAAUUGAACAAAGGAAAAGACUGAUCGUAGACAUAAGUGGAAACAAUAUUCCCAAAUGGUGGAUGGAACAGAGGUUGCAACCUAUUAACGCCCAACUCUUAUCUAUCUCAACUGAGAACUACUGCUUACCUGGAUUUGUGGAGAAAAUGGAUAAAUUAAAGGCUUUGAUUGUCACAAACUAUGGUUUCUUUCCAGCCGAAUUAGGUAACAUUCAGCUACUUGGGUCUUUACCGAAUCUAAAGAGAAUUAGGUUGCAAAAGGUUUCAAUUCCUUCCAUUUUUAAGACCCCACCACCGUUAGGGGAUUUGGAGAAGAUAUCCUUGUUUAUGUGUAAUAUUGGUCAGAAUUUUAGGGACUGCAGUAUCGAGAUUUCAAAUGCAUGGUCAAAUCUGAUGGAGAUAAUCAUUGACUACUGCAAUGAUUUGGUGGAAUUUCCUACGUGGCUGUGUUAUACUGUCAGCCUUAAGAAACUCAGCAUAACCAAUUGCCAUAAGCUGUCUGCAUUGCCCAUAGAGAUUAGAGAGCUGACGGGUUUAGAAGUCCUGAAUCUUAGGUCUUGUACUAAUUUGUCAGAGUUGCCGGAAUCAGUUACAAGCCUCUAGAACUUACGCAUUCUUGACAUAUCCGACUGCCUAAGCAUUAGCAAGUUGCCAAAACAUAUAGGCGAGUUGCAUAAUUUGAAUGAGAUCCACAUGACAGGGUGCUUGAGAUUGUGUAAUCCAUUACCGCCAUCAACUAUGGAUCUUGAGAAGUUGAAGCAUGUAGUAUGUGACAAAGAGAGAGCCAAGUUAUGGGAGGCUAUCCAGGAGUUCCGCAUGGACGACACCCGUAUAGAGAUCAAGAUAGCUGAGAAAGAUAUCAACUUGAACUGGCUUGCUAAUCGUUUCUAAGAGUGAGUUCCGCAUGAAUGACACCUUCUGAAUUUUUUUUUAUGUUUUGUGUUAAUUCUGCCUUCUACAAUAAGUUGGGUUUGUACGGCCACCACCAAUAUAUUGCGAUAUAUUUGUUUAGUGCAAUGUGAUCUAUGCCCCAACUCAAUCCAAAGAAUAAAAAUGUAAUAGUAAUUCUAUA